ACGUAGCAGGGAGCAGGAAAUUCGGUUGUAACAGUAGACCAUGCUCAUGAGAAAAACUACCGUAGCAAGCAUUUUCUUUUUUUUUUUAAUUAUAGGUAACUCAUUACGCACAAUCUGACAAAGCGGAACCUUAAUAAAUGAGCUGUUUCUACACGAAGCUAUAACAUUCUCACACUGGUGGCUACAGAGAGUUCUGUUAAGAGUGUACUUUUGUUGGUUAACUGUGCAAUAACUAUGGAGAAACUUCGUGUUUUAGAGUUGUACAGUGGCAUUGGCGGAAUGCAUUAUGCGUUGAAAGCGAGCUUAGUACCUGCUGAAGUGGUAGCGGCAGUGGAUGUGAACACAACAGCCAAUGAAAUCUAUAAACACAACUUCCCAAACACUCUACUUCUACCCAAGACCAUCGAAGGAAUGACAUUAAAUGAUUUCAAUAAACUGGACUUUAAUGCGAUUUUGAUGAGCCCUCCUUGCCAGCCUUUCACUAGGAUUGGGUUACAGUGUGAUAUUUCUGAUCCCCGAACAAAAAGCUUUCUGUAUGUCUUGGACCUUCUUCCAAGGUUUAACAAGUUGCCACGCUUCAUUCUGCUGGAGAAUGUAAAAGGCUUUGAAACAUCCUCUGCAAGAGAUGCUUUGAUAAAGACUUUGAAAGAGUGUAAUUAUAGUCUUCAAGAGUUAAUGAUCUCACCCACUUGUAUAGGAAUACCAAACUCAAGGCUACGUUAUUUCCUUAUUGCCACAGCUUUUCCAGGGUCCUUCUCAUUUCAGACAACACCAGAGAUUUUAAAUGGCUUCCCAGACUCAAGCUCCAGUGACUGCACAGACAGUUUUUCAGUUCCAGUCAGUCAAUGUGGUGGCAUCAGGAGUGAGACAAGUGAUAAUGGCUAUGUAAUCUAUAAGCUGGAGACAGCUCAGGACCUGGAGAGGAAGAGGAGUCAGGAUAGUGAAGAGACAGUGCAAAUGCUGCAGGCUUUCCUGGAAGAAGGACAGGGAAUGGACAUGGAGCAUUAUCGUCUGCCUCCAAAAACCCUGCUCAGAUAUGCCUUGCUGCUGGACAUAGUCCAACCAAACAGCAGGAGAUCAGUCUGCUUUACUAAAGGAUAUGGACACUAUGUGGAAGGAACUGGUUCAGUUCUGCAGUCCUGUACAGAUGUAGAGCUGGAGACAGUCUUUAAAUGCCUAGAGGGGCUGUCUGAUGAGGAAAAACUCAAGCAGCUAUCCCAACUAAAGCUCAGAUACUUCACACCCAGAGAGAUAGCUAACCUCAUGGGCUUCCCCUCACACUUUACUUUUCCAGAAGAUAUCUCAAUUAAGCAGCAAUACAGGGUUCUGGGCAACAGUCUAAAUGUUCAUGUAGUGUCCAAACUCAUCAGUCUCAUGGUGACAUGACCAGCAUCCAAGCUUUGCCACAUUGCAUCUGGUGGAUGAGAGACCAAAAGUCCACUGAGGUGAGCAAUGUAAGAGGGAUGUCAGACUUUGUAUUAUGUGGAUCAAGUUUGUAAAAUAAAGUCAUGCUCUUUGUA
This is a messenger RNA of Electrophorus electricus (electric eel), 1520 nucleotides long. It is a transcript of the gene trdmt1, whose product is annotated as tRNA aspartic acid methyltransferase 1. The record is from RefSeq and is a predicted model, not a curated record. Gene Ontology annotation, cellular component: nucleus. Gene Ontology annotation, molecular function: methyltransferase activity. Lineage: Eukaryota; Metazoa; Chordata; Actinopteri; Gymnotiformes; Gymnotidae.